Fraxinus pennsylvanica is the source of this 1938-nucleotide messenger RNA. Lineage: Eukaryota; Viridiplantae; Streptophyta; Magnoliopsida; Lamiales; Oleaceae. The record is from the annotation of a GenBank genome assembly.
AUGUUAGAAAUUCGUGAAGAGACAAAAAGCGAGUCUUCUUUCUUCAUAAGCACAACUCACAUGCUUGCAGCAAUUCAAGAGACCCUUCUUCAAAUUAAUCAGAACCCGUUUCUGAUUCACACUCAGAGGCUGGAUGCUUAUACAUUUAUAUCACUGGCAUUUUUGCAUUCUUUCGUCUCACCUGAUGCCCAAGGAGAUGCAUUAUAUGCUUUGAAGGGUUCACUAAAUGCUGUUCAGCUCAUUGAUUGGAAUCAGAAUCUAGUCAAUCCAUGCACUUGGUCCAAAGUUAUCUGUGACAGUAAUAACAAAGUUGUCACCUUGUCACUGACUAAUAUGGGAUUCUCCGGAACCUUGUCUCCAAGAUUAGGGGUUUUGACGACCCUACAGUCACUAUCAUUGCAAGGAAAUGGUAUAACUGGUAAGAUACCUGAGGAGUUUGGAAAUUUGACAAGUUUGACGAUGUUGGAUCUGGAAAAUAACCGUUUAACUGGAGAAAUACCAAAUUCCCUUGGCAACCUAAAGAAUCUCACUUACUUGAUUAUAAGUCAAAACAAUCUCACGGGAUCAAUUCCUGAAUCACUGUCAAAUCUUCCAAACUUGGUUAGCAUUCAGCUUGCUUCGAAUGAUCUGAGUGGCCAAAUACCUGAGCAAUUAUUUCAGGUUUCCAGAUACAAUUUUACAGGGAACCACUUGAACUGUGGUAUCAAUUCUGCCCACCGUUGUGAAUCUGAUGUUGGAGAUAAAUCACAUAAAUCAAAGACUGGCGUGAUUGCUGGGGUUGUUGGUGCGCUCAUAGGUAUUCUUAUUCUUGGGGGCUUUUUCCUGUUCUGCAUAUGGAAGGGUAGGCACGGAGGCUACAGGCGUGAAGUUUUUGUAGAUGUUGCAGGUGAAGUUGACCAGAGAAUUGAAUUUGGGCAAUUGAAAAGAUUUGCAUGGAGAGAGUUGCAACUCGCUACAGACCACUUCAGUGAAAAGAAUGUUCUUGGACAGGGAGGUUUUGGGAAGGUUUAUAAAGGAAUGCUUGGAGAUAACACGAAAAUUGCUGUUAAACGUUUGACUGAUUUCGAGAGUCCUGGUGGCGAUACAGCAUUCCAGCGUGAAGUUGAGAUGAUAAGCGUGGCUGUUCACAAAAAUCUUUUACGAUUGAUUGGAUUUUGCACUACACCGACAGAACGCCUUCUGGUUUAUCCCUUUAUGCAAAAUUUAAGUGUUGCCUCUCGUCUACGAGAGCUCAAACCUGGGGAGCCUGUUCUCGAUUGGUCUACUAGAAAACAUGUGGCAUUGGGCACAGCACGUGGAUUGGAGUACCUUCAUGAGCAUUGUAAUCCUAAAAUUAUUCACCGGGAUGUUAAAGCUGCUAAUGUCCUGCUGGAUGAAGAUUUUGAAGCAGUUGUCGGCGAUUUUGGCUUGGCAAAGUUAGUUGACGUGAGAAUGACUAAUGUUACAACUCAAGUUCGUGGUACAAUGGGUCACAUUGCUCCUGAAUACUUGUCGACCGGAAAAUCAUCAGAAAAGACGGAUGUUUUUGGCUAUGGGAUCAUGCUUUUAGAGCUUGUAACAGGCCAGCGGGCCAUAGACUUCUCACGCUUGGAAGAAGAAGAUGAUGUUUUGCUGCUUGACCAUGUUAAGAAACUGCAAAGGGAGAAAAGUCUGGAUUCUAUCAUAGAUCGCAACCUAAAUGGAAACUACAUCAUCCAAGAAGUCGAGAUGAUGGUUCAGGUUGCAUUGCUCUGUACUCAAUCAUCACCAGAAGAUCGCCCAGCAAUGUCGGUUGUUGUCCGAAUGCUUGAAGGAGAAGGGCUUGCAGAGAGGUGGGAAGAGUGGCAACACACGGAAGUGACACAGAGGCACGAGUACGAGAGAUUGCAGAGAAGAUUUGAAUGGGGAGACAAUUCAAUUCAAGAUCAAAGUGCUAUUGAGUUGUCUGGAGGACGAUAA